Molecule: messenger RNA, 2642 nt
Organism: Styela clava
Lineage: Eukaryota; Metazoa; Chordata; Ascidiacea; Stolidobranchia; Styelidae
Biological process (GO): protein K6-linked ubiquitination
Cellular component (GO): BRCA1-A complex; BRCA1-BARD1 complex
Molecular function (GO): ubiquitin-protein transferase activity; protein binding
Source: RefSeq, a predicted model, not a curated record
UCAGUUUCCAAGCUAAUUAUGACCUAGCGACUAAAUAAUAAUGGGAAAUACACUAACCACGGAUGAAGUAAAUUAUCGUUUGCAUGAAGCUGCAGAAAAAGGAGAUUUGCCAGAAUUGCAAAAAUAUCUCAAGAAAGGUGGAGACCUCAACAAACUGCUGGAAUAUGAAAAUUUUAACAAACCCCAGAAACUAAAAGUGGAGACUGCUACUGAAAUUGAUAUGAAAUAUAAUGUAGCGUUUAAUCAACUGGUUGAUACAAUGGCAAAAGAUACAGCUGACAAUGAACUAGGUCAAAAAAAUCAAACGCCACCUCCCAAACCGUUAAAAAUGAACGCGUUACACAGAUCGGCAAGUCGGAAAAGCAACCUAAAAAUGUUGAGCUUUGUGCUGAAUCGAGUAUAUGACGUAGAUGAGCAAGACUCGCAAGGUGAUACCGCAUUGCAUUACGUGUCUAUGUUUCACAACAAUGCUGAAUCAGUUAUAUUACUUCUGAAAUUCAAACCAAAUAUCAACUUACAAAACGAUCACGGAGACACAGCUUUGUUCAGUGCAGUUUGUUGCGGAUGUGAUCUGAAGGUUAUUGAAUGGUUAUUGAGAGGAGGAGCAAAUCCCAAUAUUAGCAACGUAGAUGGCGACACUCCACUGCAUGCUUGUGCAUUGAGAAGGGGGAUUGAUCCGCUUAUUCCCGGAAUUCUACUUAGAUUUGGAGGGAAUCCUAAUUUAAAAAAUAGACAUGGCCAGACUCCGCUCCACGUGGCCGCAGAAUCGACAAAUAAUUCUGUUCUCUUGCUGCUGAAAUUUAAUGCGAAGGUUCGUUUGAGAGACAACAACGGCAACCGUGCAUCUGAGGUUGCAGCUUCGGAAGAAAUUCGAAAAGUCUUGGAAGAAGAGGAGAACGAUUUACUAGAGCGAACAACAAAAACAUCUGAUCUUGUAGAAGCCGAGGAUACCCAACUGCUGUACGGAGCGACGCCGAGAACAAAUCGAUCUGUGCAAAAUUGGUUGAAUGACCGGCAAAAUUCCUUUGAUUCAUCAGAAUAUGAUAAAAAUGGAUCUUUUAUUCGCGGAGAUAGAGGACGUCGAUCUGAAAUUAUAUAUCCUCGUCGAUCUGUGUUAUCUGAAGGCGGAUAUUCAACAGGAAGGAGCAGUUGCAGGUUAAGUUUUGACAAGUUUUCGGGAGGAGGAGGCAAAGGAGUAAUAGAACUUCCUGAUAACAAGGAAAUUAUAAUUCCUCCGGAUGCAAUGCCGAGUGGAACACGCUUGAAGGUUACAAUUCGACCGAAUACCGAAAACGAAUCGGUAACAGAUCUGGCUGAUUAUGAUUUUAAAUUUGAUUUGAAAAUCAACCUUCCAGGUAAAUCUCUACUUCUUCCCUGGGUGCAAAAUCAAGGAGAAAUCAAAGCGCCUCCUGCAUUCAGUGGUAUGAGCUGGGAAGGCGGGACAUCGUGGCAAUGUUUUCGUGAGCUCACUGAUGACGUAGGUAGUGACGUCAGCUUAAAUUUUAAGUUGACGAAAGAAAAAACAGUUCCACUCACAAAAAAGGUAUCGCUUAUUAAUUCGACUGUUAUACCACCCACAAAAUUGUCUGAAUUUGAGACAGGGAAGUCAAAUAAAGACAUCGAAAAUAUCGAAGACGAGCAAGCAAUUACUGACAUCAGUAGCAGCGAUGAUGAGGACGAAAAGAAUACAAGCGAUAGCUUAGAAGAUCCCCCUAACUCUCUUCUGAACGAAAAAUUCUGGGCCAGGCAGGUUAUUGUAGCUAAGCCGGCAAGUGAUACGAGUGGGAGUUGCGAUGGAAGCGACGCAGAUUCUUACGCAGAAAUGGAAGACGAAGUAGGACAAGAUGAUGACAUGCACGUGAGGUAUAAAUCAUGUGUUGAUGAAUUGGAAGAAAAUAUCCGAAUUAAACAUCCAAUAGAUCAAGAGCUAGCGACUAUUUCUGAAGAGACGCAGGAGCCAGUUUUUACUGAUGAGAAUCCAGUAUCUCCUCGGGAAGAUUUCGCAGAAGACCAAGCAGAGUUGUCACAAGAUAAUCAUCAAUAUCUCACGAAAGAAUCUACAUUGAGUCUUGACAGUGGUUACAGAGAUUCUUUGGAUCUUGAAGAACAAUCAACGUAGCCUAAGAUAAUUACUGUAAUCAAUCAUAAAGCAUAAUCAGUAAACUAAUUUCUCAAUAGCGUAAUGACAUUAUCACACUGCACGAACUCAGAUAUACAUUUUUCGAACUUUUUUUAGUCUAGUUUUUUGCCUUUCUCAAUUCCAAAUGUAUGCGAAGUUGUAAACGUGUGCUAUGGCAUAUAGACUAUCUGAACUGAGUUCCGAACAUUUUGGAGAUCUAUGUGUACCAGAUGAUCACAAUGAGCCGAAAUAAAUUUAUACUUUAUGUAUUAGCAGAUGGCAAUCGAUUUUGAGCUUUUACUUUUAAAUUUUCAUUAAUUAUUUUUUCUCACUUUUUCUUUAUAACGAACUUUUUCGUGUACUGUAUAUAUAGUCGGUAGAAAACAAAGUAGAUAAAAACAGAUUGAAUGAGAUUUUUCCAUUAUUAAAUAGUUUGCACACAGACGUAUUUUAUGUAAUUUUCUAUAUAUACACAUUGUAGAAUAUAUAUAUAUAGUUGCAAAGAAUGAAUGUUACACGGUAA